Panicum virgatum (switchgrass) is the source of this 2709-nucleotide messenger RNA. RefSeq lists its product as uncharacterized. The transcript has 5 exons. The coding region runs from base 192 to 1052 and encodes 286 amino acids. Lineage: Eukaryota; Viridiplantae; Streptophyta; Magnoliopsida; Poales; Poaceae. The record is from RefSeq and is a predicted model, not a curated record.
UCCAGGGCUCGGCGCGCCCCUGCUCCUCUUCCUCUCCAAGGAGCGGCGCGCCCUGCUCCCCUCUGCUCCGACGAGAUCUAGGGGUCGGCGCGCCCCUGCUCCUCUUCCUCUCCCAGGCGCGCCACUGCUCCGGUCUCUCCCCUACUCCGACCUGCUUCGACGUGCAGCUGCUCUGCCCGCCCCUGUUCAGAAUGUCGUCUGGUGCAUCUAAUCCUACUGCUGCUACUAUGGACAAACCAGUGUCCCUUAAGAGAAAUUCAGAGGACAUAGGAUGGGAAUAUGGAGUGCUAGUUGAUCCUAAUGAUUUGAAUGUGAUCCAAUGCAAGCUAUGUCCUAAAGUUGCCAAGGCAGACAUUUAUAGGUUGAAGUUGCAUAUUGCUCAAAAGAGAGGACAGGUGACACCAUGCCCAAAUGCCACACAUGAAGACAUAGCAAGGUGCAAGCAAGCUAUUGAGGAUUCUAGCAAGGCUAAAAAGGCAAGGUUGCUGGAACAACAGGAGGUUAGAGAUAAUGUAGUAAUUGAUGUUCCAUCAGACAAGGAAGAUGAGACAGGGCUGCAUGAAAUUGGAAGCUCAUCACAAGCAACAGUUGGUCCUAUGGACAAGUUCACAAAGCCCCUUGAUGCUAGUUCUCUGAGCAAGAAAAUUCAACCCAAAAUCAGUGAGCAUAUAAUGAAGGAGAGGCUUCAUAAACUGAAGAGAUACAUUGCAAGGUGGUUGUAUGUGAGAGGUAUACCUUUUAAUGCCAUCAAUAAUGAAGAAUUUGACCAGAUGCUUGAAGCUGCUGGAUGCUUUGGGCCUGGUGCAAAGAAGCCUUACCAACAUGAGCUGCGAGAGAAGUUGUUGCAUGAAGAAGUCAGUGAUACAAAGGAGAUGUUGAAGUUGCAGGAAAAUGAGUGGGCCAAGAAUGGCUGCUCCAUUAUGACUGAUGCAUGGACGGAUCAAAAAAGACGGAGUAUAAUGAAUCUGUGUGUGAAUUGCAGCAUUGGUACAAGUUUUCUUGAAUCAAAGGAGGCCUCAUCUGAAUCCCAUACUGGUGAACUAAUAUUUUAGUAUGUAAACAGCUGCAUUGAGAAAGUUGGUGCACAAAAUGUAGUCCAAGUGGUCACUGACAAUGCCUCCAACGAUAUGGCAGCAAAUGACAUGUUGUAUGUGCUGAAGCCAAACAUCUUUUGGAGCUCUUGUGCUACUCACACCAUCAACCUUAUGCUUGAAGGUAUGGGAAAGAUAAAGAAGUUCAAGAGCAUAGUUGAUCAAGCAAAAGCUCUUACUAUCUUCAUUUUUGCACACCAUAAGACACUCUCUUUGAUGAGAAAGUUUACAAAGAAGAGAGACAUCAUUAGGCCAGGUGUGACCUGAUUUGCUUCCAAUUUUCUCACUUUACAAAGCUUGUAUGAGAAGAAGGGCCAGCUAAGGAUGAUGUCUCAAAGUGAGGAAUGGGAGAAAAUAAACCAAGUUAAGAAGACUGCCAAAGGUGUGCAAGCCACAACCACAUUGGUGAGGCCUAAUUUUUGGAAUGGUGUUUCACUUUGUUUGAGGGUAUUUGAGCCAUUGGUCAAAGUACUUCGCAUGGUAGAUGGGGAUAUCAAGCCAUCAAUGGCUUUUCUAUAUGGAGAGAUCUUAAAGGCUAAGAAAGAAAUCAUGGUGGCUGUAGGAAAUGUGGACAGGUCUGGGACCUAGUACCAUUCCAUUAUUGCAAUCAUUGAUGCAAAGAUGAAGGAUAGGCUGGACUGUCCAUUGCACAAGGCUGCAUACUUCUUAAAUCCCUACUAUAGCUACAAUGAUCCAUCUAUAUUUGAAUCUGAGGAGAUCAUGGAUGGGUUCAUUUCAGCUGUUGAAACUUUUUAUCAUGGUGACUAUGAGAAACAAAGUCAGGUGUUGAAUGAAGAUGUGCACAGGUUUAAAGAUCAAGUUGGCCACUUUUCCAAGAAAUUUGCUCUAGCUGGUUGUAAGACUUUGAAUAUAGUCCGGCAAAAUGGUGGGGAAAUUAUGGAACACAGGUUCCAACUUUACAAAAGAUGGCCAUAAGAAUCUUGUACUUGACUUCAAGUGCUUCUGGCUGUGAAAGGAAUUGGCGUAGCUUUGAGGGGAUUCAUACAAGUAAAAGAAACAGGCUGACGUGUGAGAGGUUGAAUCAGCUUCUCUUUGUUCGGUUCAAUAUUCUACAUGCAAACAAGAAAAAAAGGCACAACAAAACAAGAAGAUGGAUCCCCUUUUAGCAACUGAUGCAACAUGUGCUCAAGCUCAAGGUUGGAUUGUGGAAGGUGAUGAUGAAGAAGGCUCCGAUGUUGAGCCUGUCACAGGGCUGAAAUGGAAACUUAUUGCAUAAACUUGUGGUGCUGAAGAAGUUAACAAACUUCGUAGAAGUGGAAGACUGAAUCAAACAAGAGAUAUUGAAGAUGAUGUCCAUGAUAAACCCGAGGAAGAAGAGCAAAUGGAUGAAGAAGAAAUUGAGUUUGAGUCUGACCAAGAGAAUGUGGUCACGACAGGCUAUGUGGAAGAGGAAGUGGAGGAUGAUGACUGAAUUGGCUCUUUGCUUCUUGAGCCUCUAUUUAUCUUCAUGAGAACAAUAUUGUCAUUGUGGUGCUUUUCCUAUUUGUGCUUGUGUGAACUACCAAAUGUGUUUUUAAUUUCAUUGGCAUGUGUGCUUGUGGCUGUGUAAGAACUAAGAUCUGAGGACCUUGUUUGUGUUUAAUUGUGUUAAUUUCUA